Molecule: messenger RNA, 1893 nt
Organism: Pyricularia grisea
Lineage: Eukaryota; Fungi; Ascomycota; Sordariomycetes; Magnaporthales; Pyriculariaceae
Exons: 1
Coding region: 1-1893 (630 amino acids)
Biological process (GO): tRNA pseudouridine synthesis; mRNA pseudouridine synthesis
Cellular component (GO): cytoplasm; nucleus
Molecular function (GO): RNA binding; pseudouridine synthase activity
Source: RefSeq, a predicted model, not a curated record
AUGUCGGGGACUAGGGAUUAUAGAUCAUGGACCAAAGAGGGACUCAUCAAAAAGAUCAAGCUGCUUGAAUCGCAACUCGCCAGUCAGCAGCGGCAACAGGGACAAAAUAUUCAGCAGCCUAGACCUAAUACCCCUCCUCAACCACACAAAGCAUCACUAGCAUCAUCAUCAUCACCACCACCACCACCACCACCAGUAGGAUCAUCUGCAAACACAAAUUCUGGAGUUACUGCUGCAGCAACACCACCACCCAAGAACAAAAAGCAAAAAGGCGUCCCUCGCAAUGCCUCGGAAUUCUCGACCCGGUACAUUGCCGUCAAGCUGGCGUACCUCGGCAAAAACUACAACGGUCUCGAGUAUCAACCGUCUGGUGCGUUGCCCGCCAUCGAGGAGGAGCUGUGGAAGGCCCUGGUGAAAACCUGCCUAAUCUUUCCUGACCCUGAGCGCGACCCUAGCGAGGUCGACUUCAAGGUCUGCGACUACUCCAAGUGUGGCCGCACCGAUCGUGGGGUCAGCGCCUUUGGGCAGGUUGUUGCACUGCGUGUGAAGAGCAACAAGCCUCUGCGUAAAAAGAAGCAAGCUACCGUCCAAAUGACCCAGGGUGGCUCGGGCGAAGUAGCUCCGGGGUCGACUGGUGCGGUGGAUGCAGCGGGGGCCCAAGUUGUCCCUGAAGAUAACCAGCCACUGCAAGAGGAUGAGCACGAAGAAGAGGAAGAUGACACGCCGUAUCCUGCAGACAAGGAGAUCAAGUACUGCAAAAUGCUCAAUGCGGUUCUGCCAGUAGACAUCAGAGUACUCGCAUGGUGCCCGAACCCGCCCCCAGGGUUUUCGGCAAGACAUUCAUGCCACGAGCGACAAUACCGAUACUUCUUUACCCAGCCCAUCUUUUCACCUGUGCCCGCACGCCUGGACGGUGUGAUGGGCUACAAGGAGCCAGGAAGCACACACAAGGACGGCUACCUUGACCUCGACGCAAUGCGUGAAGCGGCUCGCCUAUUUGAGGGCGAGCAUGACUUUCGCAACUUCUGCAAGAUUGACGCUUCUAAACAAAUCAGCAACUUCAAGCGGCUGAUUCGAGAAGCCUCGAUUGUCGAGGUGCCUGAGGCAGCCUCUUCUCUUCCCUAUCUAGACACUCCAGAUUUUAGGCCGAGCGGAGAAGAAUCCCAGGCACGGCCGAAAGUGUACUACUUCCAUGUGCGCGGCUCGGCAUUCCUGUGGCACCAGAUCCGGCACAUGAUAGCGGUGCUUUUCUUGGUCGGGCAGAGGUUAGAGAAGCCGUCUAUAGUGUCAGAACUACUCGAUAUCGAAAAGUACCCCGGCAAGCCAAACUAUCCCAUGGCGUCUGACGCCCCUCUUGUGCUUUGGGACUGCUUAUAUGGCGGUCGUACCCUUCCGGACGGGUCGACUCAUGGAGAGCUGGAAUGGAUAUAUGCCGGUGCGGAUGGCGACAGUCCUGACGAGCUGUACAAUCGCAAGGGUCUUCUCGAUGAGCUCUGGGCUCACUGGAGGGGAAAGAAGAUGGACGAGCUGCUGGUCAACCAGCUUCUCCAGCGAGCUGCCACCAUGGUUGAGGAUCCAGAGCGACAGGCGACGAAAGCAUCGACAAAACCAGUUGAACCGGGACCACCGCCCAAGAAAAGCAACAAGGCGCCCAGCCGCAAGACUUUUGAGGGCGACGACUGGUAUAGACAGGUGGGAAUUUAUGAGCCGCUCGCUCAGAGAUAUAUGUUGGAAACCCCAGAUGAGGUCAAUGAUAAGUGGGCUCGCAGCAAGGGGUUCGAGAGUGCCGUCGAGCUCAGUGAGAAUCCUGAAUGGCGGUCCGUCAUCAAGGCUCGGAAAGCUGCUGCUGCUGCUGCUCUUGCUUCCGAGGCUGCCAAAGGUGCGGGAGUUUAA